This is a messenger RNA of Rosa rugosa (rugosa rose), 6581 nucleotides long. RefSeq lists its product as uncharacterized. The record is from RefSeq and is a predicted model, not a curated record. Gene Ontology annotation, molecular function: nucleic acid binding. The coding region runs from base 1 to 3132 and encodes 1043 amino acids. The transcript is spliced from 3 exons. NCBI's taxonomy places the organism in Eukaryota, Viridiplantae, Streptophyta, Magnoliopsida, Rosales, Rosaceae.
AUGGCUAUGGCAUGUGGAGUAUGCUCCAUGCAAGGACAUGCGACUGAUCAAUGCCCACAACUCAUGGGAGGUGAAGAAUGGGAGCAAGCCAACGCCAUAGGUUUUCAAGGAGGCCAAGGAGGACAAAAAUACGAUCCAUUCUCCAACACCUAUAAUGCUGGACUUAGGGAUCAUCCUAACUUUAGGUGGAGGAAUAAUGACAAUGUGCAAGGACCUCCUCAAGCUCAGAACUUCAACCGUGGACCACCAGGCUUUUAUCAGAAGCCUCAGGCUUUUCCUAACUCUACUCCUUUUAAUAAUUCUCAAAGUUCUAAUAAUGCUGCUAAUUAUGAUGAGAUUAUUAAAACUUUGACUACUUCUACUCAAUCCUUAUUGCAGACUCAACAAAAUACUUUGAUCCAGAUGAACACCAUGAGCAAGGAUGUUGAGGAGUUAAAGAAGCAGAUGGGUCAAAUGAUAGGUGCCAUGAACAAAUUCCAUGAGCAAGGAAAGCUCCCAAGUCAAACAGUUCCAAAUCCAAGGGGAGGAUUCGAAACUGCCAAAGCUAUCACCACCAGAAGUGGCAAGACCCUUCGGGAUGCCCCAAAAGCCCAAAAGGAUGUCCAUAUGGAUGUUGAAGAAGAAGAAAAGGACCCUGCAACGUCCAAGAAGGAGUUGAAGGCAUCACCUAACUCUGAGCAACAACUGAAACAAAAAGGUAAUGAUUCUAACUUGUCAAAUUCAGUUGUUGCUAACUACUCUACUCCUAUGCCUUUCCCAAAUAGAUUUGCUCACUCUAAAAAGGAUGAAAGUGAGAAAGCUAUCUUGGAGACAUUCAAGAAGGUCCAAGUGAAUAUACCUCUUCUUGAGGCCAUCAAGCAAGUUCCAAAGUAUGCUAAGUUCUUGAAAGAGCUAUGUACUACAAGAAGGAGGCUGCGUGAGAAAGAGGUAGUGAAGGUAAGUGAGAACGAGGGAGCUAAGCCAAGUAGAGAGGCUCAACGUCGUCUAAAUCCCCCAAUGAAGGAAGUGGUGAAGAAGGAGGUCAUCAAACUCCUCGACUGUGGCAUCAUAUAUCCCAUCUCAGACUCCAAAUGGGUGUCACCGGUCCAAGUGGUGCCUAAGAAGAGUGGAAUCACAGUUGUGAAAAAUGAACAAAAUGAGCUUGUGCCCCAAAGAACCGUAACUGGCCACAGAGUCUGCAUUGAUUAUAGGAAGCUCAACACCACCACAAGGAAAGAUCACUUCCCUUUGCCAUUCAUCGACCAAAUGCUUGAGAGGUUAGCUGGUCAUUCAUUCUAUUGUUUUCUUGAUGGAUAUUCUGGUUAUAAUCAAAUUGCAAUUGCUCAUGAAGAUCAAGAGAAAACAACUUUUACUUGUCCUUUUGGCACGUUUGCAUAUCGUAAAUUACCCUUUGGUCUUUGUAAUGCCCCUGGUACCUUCCAACGUUGCAUGCUUGCUAUUUUCUCUGAUUAUAUUGAAAAAAUCAUUGAAGUUUUCAUGGAUGAUUUUAGUGUUUUUGGAAUGAGCUUUGAUGAUUGCUUGCAUAACUUGGAUUUGAUUUUGAAACGAUGCAUUGAGACCAACCUUGUUUUGAAUUGGGAAAUGUGUCACUUCAUGGUGACACAAGGUAUAGUGUUAGGUCACAUUGUGUCUGCUAGGGGAAUAGAGGUUGAUAAAGCAAAAGUAGAUCUUGUGCGCUGCUUACCCUCUCCCACUUCUGUGAGAGAGGUUCGUUCUUUUCUAGGACAUGCAGGGUUCUACAGGCGUUUUAUCAAAGAUUUCUCAAAGAUCUCAAGGCCCUUGUGCACACUUUUGCAAAAGGAUGUGGUGUUCAAGUGGACAAAAAAGUGUCAAGAGGCAUUUGACACAUUGAAAGCAGCCUUGACAUCUGCUCCUAUCAUGAUGCCUCCAGAUUGGACUCUUCCCUUUGAAAUCAUGUGUGAUGCAUCAGACUACGCGGUUGGAGCUGUUCUUGGACAAAGGAAGGAAAAGAAGCCUCAUGCCAUAUACUAUGCCUCAAGGACAUUGAACGACGCCCAACUCAACUACUCAACAACUGAGAAAGAACUCCUUGCCGUGGUCUUUGCACUAGAUAAGUUUCGUUCAUACUUACUUCAAACUAAAAUUAUUGUUUACACUGACCAUGCUGCUUUGAAGUAUUUGUUGUCAAAGAAGGAGGCGAAACCUAGGUUGAUUAGAUGGAUUCUCUUGCUUCAAGAGUUUGAUAUCGAAAUCAAGGACAAGAAAAGGAGUGAAAACGUGGUAGCUGACCACUUGAGUAGACUUGUGCAUGAGGAGGAUGUCCUGCCCUUAGAAGAGAAAUUUCCUGACGAACAACUCUUCGGAAUUGAGGUAAGUAUGCCUUGGUAUGCUGAUAUUGUGAAUUAUCUAGUAACUAGGCAAAUCCCAAACACUUUAACUCGUGCUCAUCAAGAAAAACUCAAAAGUACUGCUAAGCAAUAUGUGUGGGAUGAUCCUUACUUGUGGAAACAUUGUUCUGAUGGUUUGAUAAGACGUUGUGUGAAUGAAUCUGAUAGGCAAGCUGAAGUGUCCAACAGACAAAUCAAGCAGAUUUUGGAGAAAACUGUUGGACCAUCUAGGAAGGAUUGGAGCCAACGAAUUGAUGAUGCAUUAUGGGCAUAUAGGACAGCAUAUAAGACGCCUAUAGGGAUGUCACCCUUUAGGUUGGUGUAUGGGAAAGCAUGCCAUCUACUCGUGGAAUUAGAGCAUAGGGCAUGGUGGGCGGUUAAAGCCUUCAACAUGGACCUGGAUGAAGCUGGUUUGCAUAGGAAGUUGCAAAUCAAUGAGUUGGAGGAGAUACAGAAUGAUGCUUAUGAGAGUGCACGCAUUUACAAAGAAAAAACGAAGGCUUUUCACGAUAAGAUGAUUCGUGGGAAAUCCUUUGUGGUUGGUCAGAAAGUUUUGUUGUUCCACUCUCGCCUCAAACUCUUCCCAGGUAAGUUACGAUCUAGAUGGGUUGGACCUUUUGUUGUUACUCAUGUUUUUCCCCAUGGUGCAGUUCAAAUAAAGAGUGAAGUAACAAAGAAUGAGUUCAAGGUGAAUGGACAUCGGCUCAAACCCUAUUAUGAAGCAUUGGUGGGCAAAAAGGUGGAGGAAGUACCCCUCCAAGAUGCACCACCUUCUGAGGCUUAAUUGACGGUACACGUCAGGCUGAAAAGACGUUAAAACAAGUGCUCAUUGGGAGGCAACCCAACUUAUUCAUUUUUUUUAUUUUUGUUAGUUCGUUUUAAUGUGUUUUGUGAAUAUGCAGGUGCAAACAUUAAGAAAGGCAAGGAAAUUUCCUUCCUUCUCUCCUCCCAUCAUCACUUCUUUUGGAGUCCAUAUUGCACGGAGCUUACGUUUUGGAAGUCAAGGCCUUGUGCCUUGAAGUUGGUGUCUAACUUCGGUCUUCUCCAUAGGUCGUGAGCAUUGGGAGGUCUUCAAGGGGGAGCUUUUUUAUAAUCUUUCUUAUUCUUUCUACUUGCCUUUUGGAUUUUCCUUCUCUAUGCUUUUCUUGUGCAUUGUGAGUUAUAUUGCCAUACAUUGAGGACAAUGUCUAAUUUAAGUGUGGGGGCAUUAGGGAAAUACAAAUUUGUCAAUUUGUUUUUGAGUCAUAUUUGAAAAAAAAAAAAUCAAGAAGAAAAAUUGAAAAGAAAACUCUUGGGAAGUUGUUGAAGUGUGGUUUUGGACUUUCAAAUUUGUAGAAGGCUCAAAGUUGAAAAUUAGGCCUUUGUCCAUUUCCAUGUUGGUUAAAGUGAAAGUUGGGCCCAAAACAAUGAUAAUUUGCCCAUAAAAAUGGUGACAUAAGAUUCAGCUAUUUUUAUUAAAAAAAUAAAAAAUAAAAAAAUAAAAAAAUGUUGGUUUUAGAGUCUUUUUUUUGUUUGUUUGAUUCUUAGGAUGCUCUUAACGUCUAGGAUGAACAUGUCUCUGAAUUCAUGGCUGAAGGUUUUCACAAUCGAAAUAGGACUUAAUUGAAUUCUGUGGUUAAUCGACAUUGUGAUACUUGUAUGAAGAUUUGAGAUAGGAUUGUAACUUGGUUCAUAAAGCAUGCUAGGAUUAAGUCUAAUUGAAUUAACCCUAAGUGAGCUAUUGAGCUAAAAUACUUUCUUUUCGAGUGCUUAUUGAUAAAUUCAGAAUUUCAUGGCUGUAUUUGCAAAACCUCAUCUUUCUUUGAAAAUCCAAUGAUCAUGUGCCAUAGAUCUUAAUGGACUAGAGAAUACUAGAACUCGACUUUUGUGACUGUCAAAACUUGUAUGCCAUAAUAUGCCCUGAUCUUGGAUAGGAUAGAAGGCAUUAGGGUAACCACCAUAGCCAAACAAGCAUGUGUCCCCAAUAGUGCCCGUCGUGGGACCCCUUAGAAUGAACCCCUUUGAGCCUACGUUGAAAACCUUUGUUUCAUCACCCUCACUACCCUACCAUGAGCUUAGUACAGGAUAUCUCUACCCUUGUGCUAGGGACUUAGUAGAGCAUGACAUAAUGUGUAGGGGUGACGAUGAAAGACAAGUGUGGGGUGGAGAAAGCCCCAAAAAAAAAAAAAAAAAAAAAUCAAGAAGAAAAAUUGAAAAGAAAACUCUUGGGAAGUUGUUGAAGUGUGGUUUUGGACUUUCAAAUUUGUAGAAGGCUCAAAGUUGAAAAUUAGGCCUUUGUCCAUUUCCAUGUUGGUUAAAGUGAAAGUUGGGCCCAAAACAAUGAUAAUUUGCCCAUAAAAAUGGUGACAUAAGGUGGUCCAUAUAUGCUCUGCUAGGUCCUUAGGAUUUUUGUAUCCUUAAUCUUCAUUUCAAAAAAAACCCUAGCUUAGCCCCAUUACAACCCGUUUCAAGUCCUUACUUGAUCCUUGAGAUGGGCAGCCUUUGGUUAGUGGAGUCAGUUACAAAGUCGAGCUUAUGGUUUAGGUCCAUUUGUGCACUUAGUCAUUUCUUGAGGUCUUUAAAAAAAUUCUUCACAAAAUGCUUUUAUUGAUGAAAUAUGCAAGCUGUUUGUUGCCUUACAAUUUGUUCUCUUGCAUAUACUUGAGUGUGAAGCUUUUAAGCAUAGCCAUUUCUGAGAGAAAAAUCGAGAGUAUGCCUUGUAAGUUUGGAUUGGACUUGUCGAAACAUGCUAUCAUUCACUGUAUAACUUAAGUUCUCCAUAUCUUACUUAGUCAUAUGAGUGUCACAUGUUUAUUAACCUUGGAAUUAUCUAUGUGAUUUUGAUUAAGUGUUUAACGUGAAAGCCAUGAGUUUGAUAUCUCUGAGACAACAGUUAGGAGCAGUAGAGUCAUUUACUUGCUUUUUGUCAAGUCUUUGUUCUGUUUUGUAUUGUUGUUUUUCUAAGGGACUAGCAAAAGCUAAGUGUGGGGUAAUUUGAUAGGAGCAUUUUAAUGUGGUAUUUUAAUAGUUAAUUCCUCACAUUUUGCUUAGUUAAUUCCUUAACGAAUCGAUUUUUAACUUAAUUUCUAUUUUUUAGGUACAUUGGAGUAGAUGAUGAUGAAAUGAGCAUUAGGUCCAUAAUUACCUAUAAAUGAUGGAGAAAAAUGGAAAUGCACUAAAAAUGUCAACUUUACACAUUUUCCUACUCCGGCUAGGAGAAACCAAGCCAAGCAAGGAAGAAGGAGCGACCACCUGACCAAAUGAACUUCAAAUGAGCUGAAACCUUCCAGAUCCAUUCUAGACAUCCUAAGAAACAUUUCUUAUGAAGAGUUCAAGAGCCAAAUAGAAGUGGAAUGCCUUCAAACAGUCAGCCCAAUUUUAUGCAGAAGCAAAACUGGAAAACUGGACCUGUAAGGAGUCCAGCAGCGAUUUCGGCCCAAUGGCAUGGAAAUAAAUUCUGAAAAUUUGACACAAUGAUCUACACUCAUGGUGGAUCAUUUCAUAUGAAGAAGUCACGGGCAAAAUCUGAAGUCUUGGUGGAGAAUUAAUUGAAGGAAAAAUGAGUAGAAAGUGACUCAAACCUAACAAAUUCCAUUAGUGUUUAAAUAUUCAAACCUAACAAAUUCCAUCAAUGUUUAAAUGCUCAAACCUAACCCAUCAUCAUUUGUUUAAAGCCAAAUAGUUUUGCUUGGUAGCCUAUAAAUAGAGGCUACAACAAAGAAGAAAAGAACACAUUCCUUGAUCCAUUUCAUCUCCUUGUCUCACCAUUUCCUCUCCAUUUUCCUUAGUUAUCACUUCCUCUCUUCUCAUUCUCUCACACACCUCUUCCAUCACAUAUGCACACCAUCCACUGCCCUAAUUCAGAAACCACACCUCCAUACUCUCCCCUCAUCAUAGCUCACGAGAUCCCUACUCCAAGGAGAAGCCGUAGCCUCCAUCUUCCAUCAAAUCAUCUUCCAUCAUCUUGUCGUACUCCUGCUUUGAAGACGCCUCAAGCUUUCUUGAAGAAUAAUCAAAGUGAGAUCGUGAUAUCUACUACUCUCUACGGUUUAUUCCUUUUGUACUUUUCGAAUUCAAUAUGUAUAUGGUUUUGGAUUUCCAAACUAUGAGUGAGUAAUUUUCUUGUUGAGAACUAGUAUGAAAUCCUAGUUAUGUGAUGGACUUUUAGCUUUUGAAUCUCUUUUUCGAUUACAAGGUUUUGUGAAUGCUUUGUUUGAUUUUAUUUUAUAAAAUCUUUUAUAUGUUUAUGUCUUA